Budorcas taxicolor (takin) is the source of this 1767-nucleotide messenger RNA. Its product is annotated as C4b-binding protein alpha chain-like. NCBI's taxonomy places the organism in Eukaryota, Metazoa, Chordata, Mammalia, Artiodactyla, Bovidae. Gene Ontology annotation, biological process: negative regulation of complement activation, classical pathway. The record is from RefSeq and is a predicted model, not a curated record.
AUGCAUCCUCUAAGAGUUCCACAUGGGGUCCUUGACACAAAAAGGAAAAUGGCAGCCAGGCCCUUCUCUGGGCUGUGGAAAGUCUCUGAUCCAACUCUAUUACAAAUGACCUUGGUCGCUGGUCUGUUGGCUUCUGUUUUUGGAGACUGUGGUCCUCCACCUAAUUUACAGUUUGCUUCUCCAAACAAGUUGAAUAACAAAGACUUGAAAACUGGAACUACACUGAAGUACACCUGCCUUCCUGGUUAUAGCAGAAUCAGUUCAAGUUCAGUUACUUGUAAUGAUAGAGGCUCAUGGUACUAUCAUGUUUUUUUCGUUAAGAAGCAAUGCAGAAACCUAGCAGACUUACCCAGUGGGAAAGUGGAAGUUAAGACAGAUUUUCUUUUUGGUUCAACUGUAGAAUUCAGCUGCUCAGAGGGGUAUAUCUUAGUUGGCUCAGCUACUAGUCAUUGUGAGAUCCAAGAUAAAGGAGUUGACUGGAGUGAUCCUCUCCCUCAGUGUAUAAUUGUCAAGUGCGAGCCUCUUCCAACCAUCAGCAAUGGGAGGCAUAAUGGUGGAGAUGAAGAUAUCUACACAUAUGGCUCUUCUGUCACAUACAGCUGUGACCCUGACUUCUCAAUGUUAGGCAAAGCCUCCAUUUCUUGCACAGUGGAAAAUAAAACGAUAGGUGUCUGGUAUCCAAGCCCUCCUACUUGUAAAAAUAUAGUCUGUCACGGACCACGAGUUCGAAAUGGAAUCAUUCUGUCUGGAUUUGGACCCAUCUAGCACUAUGGAGACUCUAUUCUGUUCAGCUGCAAGAAAGGUUAUAUCCUCAAUGGAAACAAUUUAAUCCGUUGUGAUGCUAAUAAUGAGUGGCAUCCUUCUCCUCCCACUUGUGAACUCAAUAGUUGUAUUGGGUUACCAGACAUUCCUCAUGCUGUCUGGGAUAGAAGAGACAACAAGCUAAGCAAUCACGAAGUAUUUGAAGUUGGGACUGAGUUGAAAUAUCAAUGCAAAUUUGGCUACAGACCUAUUCCAGAUGAACCUCUGACUUUGACUUGUCAGGAAAAUUUCACGUGGACAGCAUCUAAAGGGUGUGAAUAUAUUGUCUGUCAUCCACCUCAAGUUCCAAAUGGAAACAUUCUCUCUGGAUUUGGACCCGUGUAUAAUUACAACGACUCUGUUCUGUUCAGUUGCAAGAAAGGCUAUAUCCUCAAUGGCAGCAAUUUAAUCCAUUGUGGUGCUGAUGACGAGUGGCCCCCUUCUCCUCCCACUUGUGAACUCAAUUGUGAAUUCCCUCCUGUCAUUGCCCACGGACAACGUAAAAUAGUCUCUAAACUCUUUGCAUUUGAACAACAAGCUGUAUAUGAAUGUGAUGAAGGGUACAUUCUGGUUGGAGCGAACAGACUCUCCUGCGCUUUUUCAGGCUGGUCACCUGGAGCCCCUCAGUGUAAAACAUGGUGUCUGAAACCAGAGAUAGAAUAUGGAAGGUUAUCUGUGGAGAAGGUUAGAUAUGUUGAACCUGAAAGAAUUACUAUUCAGUGUGAGUGGUAUAGUUUGGUUGGUUCUGAAAUUAUCACUUGCUCAGAGGACAGAACCUGGCACCCGGAGGUGCCCAAGUGUGAGUGGGAGUAUCCUGAAGGCUGUGAGCAAGUAGUCACAGGCAUGAAACUCUUGAAGUGCCUCUCAAGGCCAGUGGAGGUGAAAUUGGCCCUGGAAGUGUACAAGCUGUCCCUGGAGACUGCACUCCUGGAGCUUCAGCUAGAGAAGCCAAAGGAUGCCUCUUAG